CCUCCCUUUUGUCUUUUCUUAACUUCGUUAACUCCACUAAAAGCCUCGUGGAUUUCGAGCCAGCUGCGUAAACCUCUUGGCAUUCCCUCAUUUGACUUGGUGGGAUUUUCGCGCAUCGCGUCCUAACGACUCCCGGAGCAGAAGAAAGAUUCCUGCCUUCUUCUUCUUCUUUUUUCCCUUUUUAAAGCUAAUUAUAAGCUGCGUUUCAUGGAGUUCAUGUGGAGAUCAUUUAUGACAGCGGCGAGGUUGGGAACCAUAUUGGCUCGCCUUCAAAAAGUUACAGCAGGAUGAGCCACGAAUCAAUGCAGACUGUCUCAGACCCAGUGUUUAAAAACAAAAUGCCCUUAUUUGAUGGGACAGCAGCAUCCACGGGACUGUCAAAACCACAAACUCUGUCUGGUUUCCUGGGUAAGCAACCGCUGCAGUAUAAUACAGCCUAUUUUAGUUAUGAUCCCAGAGCAAAAGAGGGUGCAGGAUUCGCUCCUCCUUGGAGCAACUCAAAGAAAUCUCCACUUGAUGACAGAAGUCCUGUCGGUCACCUUUCUGGCAUGGAGGGGCAAAACCACACGAGAUACCAGCAAGACAGAACUUCUUCAGUGGAAGGUCACAACCCAGUCAAACAGGGUUUUACCGUAUACACUAGAAGUCCUGAGAUCAGCAAUCCCACAGUUGCUACAUCAGUAACUAUUAGAAAACAAAAAACUGGAGCUGAGAAUUCAUCCUCCCCAUCUCAAAGCUCUGUUUACUUAGCCAUUCCUAAGCCGGUUUACGGACAUAACCCCUGCUGUAAUGAGCUGGGUUGUGUGAUAGGGCAACGGUACAGUUUGGAGCAUGUUUCUCCGAGGAUGCCGAACACCAUAUAUGAGCAUGACUGGAUGCAAAGGGCUGCUCACUACACCGAAAAGGCACCUAUUCAGCGGAAAGAAGCGCUGCUGCAACAGAGAGGCUUGCAGUAUGAGUGUGGUGCAGAACAAAUAAAGAGGAUGACUGUGGAGGCGUACAGCCCAAAUAGUGCCAGGACUUUGCCACCUGUGAUUGAGCCAAACUACAGCAGUUACCCCUGCACCCCAGCUCAUGCACUCUAUGGUUCUUUAACUGAGCACAGCCAGCUUUUACAGACUUCUCCCAGAGGCUACCCCAGCUUAUACACUUCCCGUCCCACAUAUGAGCAUAUGACCUCAGAGGUUUAUCAGGAACGUUCUUCCAUGUCCAAAUAUGGCCAGCUAGCACAGCACCCUGUGUUUUACUAUUCCCAGGCAAAUGGGGAGGUAGAAAACAGGACACAGUGCAAAGAUAGUGGCAGUAAACAGGGAGAAGAUGUCCCUCUUCUUCAUAAACACACUAUCUCAAACCCUCGGGAGCAUUACGUAGUGCCUCAGUGGCUUCAUGCUGAAAUUCCUUUGUCUUGUACUGAAAUGUUGCCAAAUCAUUCCUUUGUGCCGGGCUUUGAUUAUCCAUGUUAUACAGUACCUAGAUUUAAUUUAAAUGCAAGCCAAAUUAGACCCCCCUUAACAAGGCAACAUUCAUCGCCCAUGUUUCACCCAACUCCGAUAAAUGUUUCUAAAUCCAGCCAACAUAUCAAUCCUUCUAUAACAAAGGACAAGCCAAACACCAGCCUGCAUUUUGAACAACGACAUGGUUCUUCACCAUUCCUACAUGUAGAAAAAAACAACCCUUCCAGACAAAUGAACCAACCUGCCCUCUCACCAUCCAGCAUGCAAAUUGGCAGAUUUUUUCACCCACUCACCAGCCCGCACAUUGACAAACCCGCCCCUCCACCAGCUGGUAUAAACGUGGACAGACUCCGAGACUAUUCCCCUUUCGAAACCAAAGUGAAGCAUCCAAAAAGCCUUCCUGUUUCCCCAGCAGCAUGGCAACCCCAAUCACCCAGUCACAACUCAGAUCGAAUCCAGUCUGUUGUUCCUAAUGGCCCAAAUGUCCGAAAAAUUAUCCAUUCUCCGGGGAUUUCAACAGCAAGUAAGCAGAAUGCGUUUGUGUUCAAUGCAGGAACCACUGCUUCUAAAAGGUACCUGAAGAGAAGCAUUUCUCACUCAUCUCCACCCGUCAGAAUCAAAGAGGAGGAAGAUGAUUUGUAUGAAGUAGAACUUGACAGCAAACGACAAAAGUUAGAAAAAGACAAUGUUAAAGAAGGAACAAAAACCAACUCUCCUCCUAUGCCAGUUAUUGACAAUGUCUUUAGCUUGGCACCUUGCCAGCAGCUGCACCUGCAGGCCCCAGGAGUGCUAUAUCCAAGCAAAGUACCUCAGAGAGCUACCCCGACAUCUGAGGAGAAGCACGAAGACAAACUCAAGCAAGCCAUCAAAGAAAAGAUGCCAGAUCCAAACCAUCAGCAGUCUGUUGUCUGCCUAGCUUCUAAAGAAAUUUCUCCAGAUACUCCAGCACAGAACAAGGAUGAUGACGUCUUUGAACUCAAAAAUAUUAAAGUAGAAAAAGUAGAUCCAUCAGGUGAAGACAACCCUGCUGACACAAAAAACAGCUGCAGCAAAGUGAUAAUCAAAAAAGAGCCUGAAGAGACUGCUUCAUCUAACAGCGGCCCAGUGUUGAAAGAGAAAUGUGAAUCUGAUGAACUUGAAAAUAAGCCCUCAUUUGCAGGUGAAAACGAGGCUUCAGAAGAGCCCAAACCUGCAGAGUUGACUGCACAAACAAACUCAUCUUAUCAGGUGGACACACGGCACAAACGGGCGGUAACCCUUCAGCCCAAAUGCAAUACUCCACUUCGGUCAUCUGAGAGCAAAGUAAAUUUCAAAAACAUUCCACCUCAUUGCCUUAAACUUUCCACCUACAAUAUUAUUUUCCCUGCUGGCAAGCAAUGCAAAGCCGCCCCACCCCCAGAGAAGCAAUCUCCACAACCAGUAACUGUACUUGCAUCACGACUAGAACCCCAAACACCAGUCCGCAAGCACUUCUUUGAGCUACAUCAUUCUCUAUGCAAGCUUUUGUCCAAAUGUGUGUCAGCCUCUUCGGAGCAGGACCUCAAAAAAUGGUGGUCUCAACUAGAAAUAAGUGAACCUACGCCCCAGUCAAGCAAAGUCCAGAAAGUGUCCUGCUUGUUGGGAGUGAAAGCCAGAGAGGUGUGGAUCAAUGAGGAAAUCAAAGCGGCCUUCAGUAAUGUCCACAAAAGGUUGAGCGAGUACACCGUUCAGAAGCGCUGCCCUUUUCCACACGUCAUGCGGGCGGGAGCCGUGUUUCUCCCCAUGUUGGUGGUGAAAGAGCAGCUGUUUCCAAUGGUCCAGGGCAGCUUCAUUGACCAGGUCCUGCAGGAGCACAAAGUGGAGCUGCGGCCCACUACGCUUUCUGAAGAGAAGAUCCUCAUCCAGCUUCAUAAAAGAGCCUGCUCCUCCAGGCUCAGGAGACUGAUGUCCCUCAAACACCUGCCUGACAUCUACAGUGAUGCAAUCAACCUUCUGUAUUACACCUGCGUCUGCAAACACCUGGGAUUAAAUGUCGAUCCUGAUUCUGGAGAUCAAGUCGGAGGUUUUGGAGUGUCCAACCUCAGAAGGAAUCCUGUAUUUUCAGACAUUGCUUCACCAACCUCACCAUCAGAGUCUCACCAUGAGACGGAUCCAGAAGCGCAAUCAGAUUUGAGCAGGAAUGGAACAAAGGGCAGAGUGAAGAGCAGUUUUAGGCACAUGUUUCCAGAUGACACCUGUUCAGAUGAGGAAGAGGCAGGUGAUGUAGAGAUGAUGGGCUAUGAGGGUGUUCCAAGCACAUUUACAAGGAGAAAUUGUGAUGCCUAUAGAACUGGGAAUAAAGGAAUUGAACACAUGGAUUCCUCUGCUGCUUCACAAAUCACAAUCUCUGACAAUUCAUGGGUGUGUCCUUUAACAUUAGAUGAGCUGUCUCCAUCUCCUAGUGACACAGAAACUGAGAAAUCCUCAAAUCUGUUGUCUAGUAAUCAGUCUGCAGGACCUCAGGUCAAAUCCAGGAACUGCUCAGGCAUGAUUCUUAAACUGAGAAAGAUGUUCGGUAAGGGUCUAAACAGAAAAAAGACCUGCUACCAGGCAGUGUCGGUGCCUGGGACAUUUGCUGAUUCUUCACUGUCCCAGGCUAAUGAUGGAGAGGGUGUCAGCACCAAGAGGGACCUGCACAGGACAUCCAAAUUAAAACACAGGUUGCAGAGAAAAGGAAGUUUAUCUCGUGCCCUUAGCAACCCCUCUAAAAAGAAAGUCAGAUCGCUACUGAAGAUUAAAUACUGUCCCUACUUGUCUGCCUGCCACAGCGCUGAACACAGGAAGCGAUGGGUCCUGCGCUCAGCUGUCCAGAGGGCUCGCAAGGCCAUGAGGCUUUACUACCCAGACUUGGUAGGAAAGAAGAUCAGACAUUUGUAUGAGGAAGACGACAAAUCGGAAGUGUGGUACACAGGAGAGGUGCUGCGUAUCCAUGAGGCUCACACCAACCCUCUAAAGACUAUUUUCGAGGUCAGGUAUGACAGUGAGCCAGAGUGGAAGUACUACCUCGAACUGUUGAUAGACUAUAAAAAAGGCUGGCUAAAAAUUCAAGACUAGUCUUCACACCUUAACCCUAUGGCAGUUUGGUCUUCAGGUCACUGAGUGCAUCAACAAUCAGUCUGGUGUCAUGAAGAAUGAAGGACGGGAUAUCUUUUUGUGGUGAGCUCAUCGGAACAUUUCUCAUCAUUUGAGAGAAACAAGAAGACCGCUUUCUGGAUGGGCUCUACAUCCAACAUAUAUGUUUGAUACUGCUUUUGGCUUUUUAAAAACUUUAUUCACAAAUGAGAAUUUGAUGAAGGACAUCCCACAUUAUAAACUUAUUGCAAGCAAAUAGAAAUUAUUUAUUUUUAGGCCAAUGUAAGCCUCUCCUGAUAGAAGUGUAAUUCAGAGGGAAGUUAGUGACCAUUAGGUAGUUAAAAAAAAAAUCUUUAUUUUUUGUUAAUUUUAAAAGGGAUUCACUGUAGUGUGUUUACAGUACACAAUUUUGUCUUUUUCCUUCUCUGGUGACUUUUUCACUGGUGUAACUGUAAUUAGGAUUGAACCCAGUUCUUUACUAAGCUGUUGUGGGUGUUUUGUUGUUAUUGAUGUAAUUGUUUUUAAUCGGUGACAUCUGUUUACUAAAAACAGCUAGUCCUGUUAUUUCUUUUUCUUAAAAAAUUACAUUGUACAGAUAUUCUCACUUCUGUCUGAAAUAAAAGUUUGUAAUAUUACUUUUUCA
Messenger RNA from Melanotaenia boesemani (Boeseman's rainbowfish), 5187 nucleotides. RefSeq names its product chromosome 10 C15orf39 homolog (gene prmt2ip). The transcript has 3 exons. The coding region runs from base 288 to 4526 and encodes 1412 amino acids. The record is from RefSeq and is a predicted model, not a curated record. NCBI's taxonomy places the organism in Eukaryota, Metazoa, Chordata, Actinopteri, Atheriniformes, Melanotaeniidae.